AUGUUGCACGAAAUCCGCUCGAGAACCGACUGGAGAAUGGCGUUGAAGGAGACACAACUCACGCCAGAUCUGAUCUAUUUUCACUUCUCGAUCAGACAGGAAAUGGAAGCAAAAUUUCCUGAGUCACCAAUCCGUGUCUUCACCUAUCCAGAGCAUGGAACGAAAAAAUACUGGUUCAUGUUGAAGGACAACUUGUUCAUUGACGCUUAUUGCAUGGUUGCACAUGUGCCUUCGACUUCUUUUAUCGCUGACGAGUUCAUCGAAUGCCUUCGCGAGUUUCGUCUUCGUGCCUUGGGUUGCAUGGGAAGUGAGAGGCCACAUUUGAUGAUUGGAAAGGAGAAACUUGUGAAAUUGUACUCUGGGCUGAUGAAGAAGCACACAUCAACUCUGGUCGCCGAAGAUUUAUGCCUCAAUCUUUUCUAUAUGACUCGCGAUCAAGAGCAAUUGACACUUCAGGUUGAUCCAAAAGUGCCAAUCGGUUACGAGGAGAGUGAGAUUUCUCCGUAUGAGGAAGCUGAACUGGUAAAUUCGACGUGGAAAUUUGCAAAAGAUGGAGACAUUGAGCAAACUGCCACGAAGUUAGCUCGUCUUCCGUCAGCUUGCAUUCGGUACAAUGGAGAACCAGUGGCGUUCGAGAUGUUGGAUCCGGCUGGCUUCUUUAACAAUCAAUUCGUUUUCGAGGAUCAUCGGAGAAAAGGUCUUGGAACAGCUGUGGAAUUGAUGUUGGCUCAGAAAUGCAUCAGAAAUCAAAUGACUCCCUACAAGACCGUGUACAGAGGCAAUAAAAUCGUGUUGGAGCACUCGUGCAAGAGCCCACUCUGGAGCCGAUGGGAGGAGAACGGUCAACCGGUGACGGUCAUCUUUCAGACUUGGACCAACGAAGCAAAUGACUCGGCU
Mesorhabditis belari is the source of this 897-nucleotide messenger RNA. The record is from the annotation of a GenBank genome assembly. NCBI's taxonomy places the organism in Eukaryota, Metazoa, Nematoda, Chromadorea, Rhabditida, Rhabditidae.